GUGUCAAACUCGUAAACACGUGUGGUUAUGUGGUUAUUUUGAAGUUAGUGACUAGAUACAGUGAGUGUUAUCCAGGAAUUUUAUCAAAAUGCCGCCUUUCAAAAAAGGAUUAUUGAAGAGGAAAGUUGAUGCUGAAAACCUGGAGCAAAAUGACCGUUUGAACACAUUUAAUCAGACAGAGGAUUCAGAACAAGAAGAUUUGAUAACUGGAGAACUGGAUGCUGCAAGUGACACAACAGAUUCCGAGCAUGAAGAUGAAACAGAAGUCACUUCCGACCAUGAAAGAGAUGAGGUUCUAUUUGAUGACAGUGCUGACUCAACAUUUGGGGAUGACGAACAAGCAGAUGAUGCUUCAAGUUCAUCAUCAAAUGUCACAGACUCUGAGGAUGAUGAUGAUGGAGAGUCUGAGGAGGAGGAUGACGACUCAGACAGUGAGGCGGACAGCGGCGCGGAGUCCGGCCCUGCGCGGCCCUCCGGUGACAGCGGCUCGGACGAGGACCGCGCCGCGCCGCGCCCGGCCGGACGAGUCAAGAUAAAACCAGACGCCGCCAACCAGCGCACUGACACUAGCAUCGACAGACUGGCAGACAGUGUUCACAAAGCUACUGUCAACACACAACCGGUCACACAAAAAGACGAGUACUCGUCGGGUGACACGUCGGACGAGGAGGACCGGCGCAAUACAGUGGGGGACGUACCUCUGUGGUGGUACCGCGAGUACACCCACGUUGGCUACGACCUGGACGGACGCCGCAUCAUCAAGCCGCCGCAGCGUGACCAGAUCGACGAGUUCCUCAAAAAAUGUGAAGAUCCGGACUUUUGGCGCACGGUGCGCGACCCCAACACCGGGCAGGACGUGGUGCUGAGCCGGCAGGACCUGGAGCUGCUGCGGCGCGUGCGGGCCGGCCUGGCGCCCGCCGCGCCGCGCGACGAGUACGCGCCCUGGCUGGACUGGUUCUCGCGCGACGUGCUGGCCACGCCGCUGCGCGCCUUCCCCGACCACAAGCGCUCGUUCGUGCCGUCGCGCGACGAGGCGCGCGCCGUGGGCCGCCUCGUGCACGCGCUGCGCAUGGGCUGGGCCAAGACGCGGCGCCAGCUGGCCGACGAGCGGCGCCAGCGCCGCCACAAGCCCUUCUACGACCUGUGGGGCGCGGGCGGCGCCGAGCCGCGCGGCCUGCAGCGCCACAUCCCGGCGCCGCGCCGCCCGCCGCCCUCGCACGCCGAGAGCUACAACCCGCCGCCCGAGUACCUGCUCGACGCGCAAGAGCUGAAGGAGUGGAACAAGCUGAGCGAGACGCCGUGGAAGCGCAAGUACACGUUCCUGCCGACGCGCCACGCCAGUCUGCGCGCCGUGCCCGCGUACGAGCGGUUCACGCGCGAGCGGUUCCUGCGCUGCCUCGACCUGUACCUGGCGCCGCGCGCCAUCAAGAUGCGGCUGACCAUCGGGCCCGAGGCGCUGGUGCCGAAGCUGCCGUCGCCGCGCGAGCUCCAGCCCUUCCCCACGUUUGAGGCGCAGGUCAUGCGCGGCCACGCCGGCCUGGUGCGCAGCCUGGACUUCGACCCCAGCGGACAGUACAUCGCCUCGGCCGGGGACGACGGCUCCGUGCGCGGUCAGUACACAACCCAUUACAGACAUCACUUCCCUCCGCGCGCGCGCACGGUGCAGUGGUGUUCUUAUCGCUGUUAUAUUAUUAUUGUUUUCUUUUUGAUAUUUACGUGAUCUAUUCCGGUUCGUGUGGCUUUUUUGUUGUGUGCCCUGUGUCUGAGUGUGGUAUACGUGAGUAAUUAACGGGAUUAAUCCACUUAGUAAAGUAAUAUUCAUCAUAUUUUCGGUAAGUCAAUUUAUUU
Molecule: messenger RNA, 1848 nt
Organism: Spodoptera litura
Lineage: Eukaryota; Metazoa; Arthropoda; Insecta; Lepidoptera; Noctuidae
Product: ribosome biogenesis protein BOP1 homolog
Biological process (GO): maturation of LSU-rRNA from tricistronic rRNA transcript (SSU-rRNA, 5.8S rRNA, LSU-rRNA); ribosome biogenesis
Cellular component (GO): preribosome, large subunit precursor; PeBoW complex
Molecular function (GO): protein binding; ribonucleoprotein complex binding
Source: RefSeq, a predicted model, not a curated record